AGGGACCCCCCUCUCUGUAACGGACGCCUGGAGGACCCUGAACCACGAAUUGGGAACCCCUUUAACAGCCUCGUCCUCCCUUUGCACCUCCUCAGUAGUGACUUCAGCCUCGCUUGGAGGGGGAGGAGCAGGGUGGGAGGCUCUGCUCUGCUCCCAUGUUGAUGUUUGUUGUUUGCAGCGCUGUGUGUGCGGAGAGGGACACGAUGUGAAGGAGGCUGUCGACUGGCCUGCCUGCACGCUUCUUCUUGUAGCGGGGGAAUGCUGCAACUUUUCCCGAAAACGCAGCUGAAUGCUGGACAUUUCUGGUGAUUAUUCUUCGUGUGUUGCCGUGAAUGACUUGGACUUAUGGCUUUAAGGUCCUGCUUGGUUCGUGUUGUGCGAACAGAGUCGUAGAAAGCGACCGCCAGUCAGGAUGCUGAAGCUCGUCUGAGAGAGACAGAGAGAGAGAGACAGAGCCCCCCAUCGUGCGCUCUGGAUUUCCCCCUUUUUUAAGUUCUCCAUCGUCGACGAGGUGCCAAAUUCAAACUCAUUUUAUUUACUCAUAAACUUAUUUAAAAAAUGGUGUUCUUCGCUUCGUCCUCGGCUCGCAACAAACCUGGAUAAGGAAAAAGGAGUAGCUACGUGACAACACCCAGCACGACGACCAGCGGUACUCUCCUUCGAGGCGCAUCUUGCCCCGGGAUUUAUUCAGCUGUGGAGUUUUAAAUCAGCCAUUGAUGCAUCUCGGGGUGUCUGAGUCCAUGAGAGAGUGCGAGUACAGCCAGAUAAGCACUCGCAGCUCCACACCAAUGGAGACCCCUUACAAGAAAAGGACCCCAAAGAGGAGGAAGUGGGAGUCCUUCCCUGGACGGAAUAAAUUUUACUGCAAUGGGAGGAUUAUGAUGGCCAAGCAGACAGGGGUUUUCUACCUCACCCUUGUCCUCAUUCUAGUGACUUGUGGACUUUUCUUCACCUUUGAUUGUCCGUUCCUGGCGCUGCAGUUGACCCCGGUCAUCCCAGUCAUAGGAGGUGUGCUGUUUAUGUUUGUAUUGGGGACACUCCUGAGAACCAGCUUCAGUGACCCAGGGGUGCUGCCCAGGGCCACCCCAGAUGAAGCAGCUGAUCUGGAGAGGCAAAUAGAUGUGGCUAAUGGCAGUACAGGCUACAGGCCUCCACCCAGGACCAAAGAGGUGGUCAUCAACGGCCAGACAGUCAAACUGAAAUACUGCUUCACCUGCAAGAUCUUCAGACCGCCACGUGCCUCCCACUGCAGCCUCUGUGACAACUGUGUGGAGCGUUUUGACCACCACUGUCCCUGGGUGGGGAACUGCGUGGGAAGGAGGAACUACCGUUUCUUCUACAUGUUCAUCCUCUCCCUCUCCUUCCUCACCAUCUUCAUCUUCGCCUUCGUCAUCACACACAUCAUUUUACGCUCCCAUCGAAGUGGGUUCCUCACCACACUUAAAGAACGUCCUGCCAGUGUGCUGGAGGUGGUGGUGUGUUUCUUCUCUGUCUGGUCCAUAGUGGGCCUCUCGGGCUUCCAUACCUACUUAAUCAGCUCCAACCAGACCACCAAUGAAGAUAUAAAAGGUUCAUGGUCUUCUAAAAGAGGGAAGGACAACUACAACCCCUACAGCCAUGGCAAUAUAUUCACCAACUGCUGUGCAGCACUGUGUGGACCCCUGCCACCAAGUCUUAUUGACAGACGAGGAUUUAUCCAAUCAGACAUGCCGCAGCUGGCACCACCAACCAAUGGCAUCACCAUGUAUGGCGCCACCCAGUCCCAGCAGAGCCACAUGUGUGACCAAGACCAGUGCAUUCAGAGCACCAAAUUCGUUUUGCAGGCCGCCGCCACCCCUCUCCUCCAGCAGCAGAGCAGCGAGCCAGUCAUCCUGACGGCCUCACCUGAAAACGGAGGCACUCUGCCCGGCCGCACCUCCCUCACCCUCGGCGGCCCGUGCACAUCGCUCCCCCUCGGCCAGCCCACCCCUCCGACGUCCACCCCCAGCCUCAGCCUCCACGAGGCCACCGACAUGCUGCCAAUCCACGGCCACAGCCACACACUCAACCACAGCCAUCCACUCCAGGAGCCGGUGUCCCACCACCACUUCCUCACCCCGGAGGAAGUGCCCUCGCCGCCAGGUAUGCUUCCCUGCGGCAGCCCCCUGGGUCACAGCCACACUAUGCAGGCCGGCUUCUACAACCCAGCCAGCCAGGACUCACUGCACGAGGACUCUGUGCGAGGAUUGGUGAAGCUCAGCUCUGUCUGACGAUGGGAUUUAUACCCCCUCCUCAAAACAUGCAUCCAGCCCAUGAAACUCUCCUGUGCCAUGUUUGGAACAGCUUGCUCUCACCCUGAAUAACUUUUCCUUUCUCUCCUCAGCAGAACUUGAGAACUGAAAAAGGCUGCGGUUUAAAUUCAGCUGCUAGAAACUGAAUGGAAUUUAACUGAAGCGAAGUGAAACCAGUUGUCCUCACUCAGCCAAUGUCUUGCCAAAUCUCUCCGCCGGAACAAGGAGAGGUGUUUUCUAGUGUGUUGGCCUGUAUGACAACUCAGACAUCAAAAAGUUUUUUCUUUUCUUUUUUCACUUCAAGGGAAGCAUAAUCCAUUAGUUUCUGGAAACUGGACAGGAGGGUUUCUUUUUCAAAGUGGCAGCAAGCAAGAAGAAGAAGACAUGUUUUGACAGUUCAUGACAUUUUUGGUCAAAAUGAUGAAGUUCUGUCAAUGGAUCACAGGUCUGACAGGUUUUUUUUUUUGUAAAACAAACUUUAGCCUAUCUGCCUGUUGCUGAUUGGACCAUGUCUUUCGCCUUUUUUUUCUUGGACAUUCUCAGCAGUGCAAUGGUUGAUGUCAUCAUGUUGCAUAUCAUCCUGCUUUUUCUAUGUUAAAAAAAUAAGAGACUGUUGUACUGUACCAUGGUUAUUACAGAUCUGACAAAUUAUUAUAUUUCCUGUGGAUAUUAAUAAAACACAAACUUUUUAUCA
Centropristis striata (black sea bass) is the source of this 2964-nucleotide messenger RNA. RefSeq names its product palmitoyltransferase ZDHHC14-like. Gene Ontology annotation, cellular component: Golgi apparatus; endoplasmic reticulum. The record is from RefSeq and is a predicted model, not a curated record. The transcript is spliced from 10 exons. Gene Ontology annotation, molecular function: protein-cysteine S-palmitoyltransferase activity. Bases 717 to 2249 code for a protein of 510 amino acids. Gene Ontology annotation, biological process: peptidyl-L-cysteine S-palmitoylation; protein targeting to membrane. Lineage: Eukaryota; Metazoa; Chordata; Actinopteri; Perciformes; Serranidae.